AAACUCAAAGACGCAGUAAACAGUGUUGGUCUCAUCUCUGGAAGCAUGAAAGCUGAGUCAUCUAAAAGCCACAGCCUCUAAAUCUAAAGUGCUCUAGUAACCAGUAGAGGUGUGCCUGCUCCCAUUACGAACUGAGUAACAUACCUAGUUCCAGUCAAAGUGGCGCCCUUUGGUGGUAUGCCGCAGCUCCUGGCAGAUCAGUGGUGGAAAAUCAAGAAGGUUUGCCUGCAGCUCCUUGUGGAAUUUCUGAGCAUGCAGUGUCUGUUCCUGGCGGUGAAGACAGACCUGACAGCAGCAACCCAGAUGGCACUCUGCUUGGUGCUCAUCGCGCAAGUCCAGCAGGCCUCCUACUGGUGCCACAGAGCAGCAAGAAGUCUGGAAUCUGCAGCAGAAACCAAAGAAGCAGCCAUGCUUCUUAAACACGACUCUGACCCUAAGACUCAGAAAGGUAAUAGUAAGGUCCAAUGCCUUGGCCUUUGUUAAGUAACAUGAGAUGGCUUGACCUCUCUACAAUAUACAAAACAUCUAAGGCGCAUCAUCCUCCUGCUAUAUAAAACGAUUUCCUGUCUGAGCUAAUCUGUAGGAGGAUGUUGCAAAUAUUGAACUGCCUCUCACUCAACUAUUACAGUGCUCCUCUCAUAAUACUUCUACAGCUGUUUACCUUGCCCAGAGAUGCCGUUUCUUGGGAGACAAGUGAAGAAAUAUCUGAAGCUGUUAAUCAGAAGGGAUGCUGCGACUCUGGUUCUUUGCUGGUGCUUUGCGUAGAAGUUGUGACUGUUGGCAACUGUCCGAAGAACCGUUAGCCUAACUGCAUCUUUCUUACACACUACCUUGAGCACUUAUGUGCUGUGAACUCUCAAUGCCAACGGCAUAAGACGACGCAUGAAACAACGACUCCAUUCUGGUAAAGACUCAUCUUUCACAGUAAUAAGACCAAUGUCAAGCCUUUACGUGAGGGCACUGAAGAGAGUUGAACGGUAGAUAAACAUAAUCCCUCAGUCAGUACCUGUAAACAGGCUAAUAAAGCGC
This is a messenger RNA of Amoebophrya sp. A25, 1029 nucleotides long. NCBI's taxonomy places the organism in Eukaryota, Dinophyceae, Syndiniales, Amoebophryaceae. The record is from the annotation of a GenBank genome assembly.